UGGUCAAUUGUGCCCCCCCUCUCAGCAAUUCAUAGCCUUCACCUAUCGCCUCUUCCUUUCUCCUUCCGUGCAGAUUCUAGCCUUCCUGCUUCGGGAACCCUAGAUCGGUACCGCGACCGUCGGUUUCGAUCUCGCGCUUCUUCGGAUGGUUGCCGACGGGGUAUGCAGAGGCGGCUUCUCUGCCCGACCGUCCCUGUUCGCUUCGUCCUCUCUGGCGCAGCCCCCGGCCCCUCCCACCGAGACGGCUUCGACGUCCGUCACCGACACCGUGGACGGAUCGCACCACCUCAAGGUCUCCGGAUACUCGCUGCUUAAGGGGAUGGGCAUCGGCAAAUACACGACGUCGGACACUUUCUCGGUGGGGGGUUACGACUGGGCCAUCUACUUCUACCCCGACGGGAAGAGCACGGAGGACGCUGCGACGUACGUGUCGCUGUUUAUCGCGCUGGCCAGCGAGGGGGCGGAUGUCAGGGCGCUGUUCGAGCUGACGCUGCUGGAUCAGAGCGGGAGGGAGCGGCAUAAGGUACAUAGCCACUUCGGGAGGAGGCUUGAGAGCGGCCCUUACACGCUCAAGUAUCGAGGCAGCAUGUGGGGCUAUAAACGUUUUUUCAAAAGAACUGCCUUAGAGACAUCAGACUACCUCAAAGAUGAUUGUCUCUUAGUUAAUUGUACCGUUGGUGUUGUUAGAUCACACACUGAGGCACCCAGAACCUACAACAUACCAGUGCCACCUUCUGAUAUAGCCCACCAUUUUGGUCGGCUUCUUGAAAGUGGAGAGGGAGCUGAUGUGAGUUUUGAGGUCGAUGGCGAGAUUUUCAGUGCUCACAAAUUGGUACUUGCAGCUCGAUCACCUGUGUUCAUGGCCCAACUUUUUGGUCCAAUGAAAGACAGAAACAUGCAUUGCAUAAAAGUUGAAGACAUGGAAGCUCCAGUUUUUAAGGCUCUACUAUAUUACAUCUACUGGGAUACAGUACCUGACAUGGAAGAGCUUGCUGGUCUGAACACAAAGUAUGCUUCCACUCUAGUGGCUCAACAUUUGCUUGCUGCUGCUGAUCGCUAUGCAUUAGAUAGGCUCAAACUACAAUGCGAAGUCAAGCUGUGUGAGGAUGUUGCCAUACAUACUGUGGCCACGACUCUAGCACUUGCUGAGCAGCACCACUGUUUUCAGCUUAAAUCAGUUUGCCUCAAAUUUGUUGCCUUACCAGAGAACUUGCGAGCUGUGAUGCAAACAGAGGGAUUCGAUUACUUGAAGCUCAGCUGCCCAUCUGUUCUAUCUGAGCUUCUGGAGUACGUUGCCAGAAUUCAAGAAAACUCUGUGAUAUCCAGUGUGUAUGCGGAUGAUGCUCUCGAUGGCAGUGACACAAAUGGAAGGCGUGUGAAACCACGGAUAUGAUGUUUGUACUGCAGCAGGAUGAGUAUAGUUAACAUCCCACUAUUUGUAGGGUUGCAAUUCUUUGGUGUCAACUUAUAGGUAUUCUAGUUGCACUACAAAAUCGCUGGUCCUACUUUAUCACAGAAGAGCCGAGCUUUACUCUUCAAGAGCCCAGUUUGGAUCCUGCACUGUGACCAAAGGGCAUUCUGUAGAAGAGAGGAAAUGUUUUCCAAUGUGUAGAAUUCAAGUUCGGAUCCUUCACCAUUUAAGUGCCAACGUUUCUGUCUGCAUUGUCUCAGUCAAGGACUGAAAAUUAUUCGUCAGUUAACAGUUUGAUGUGCUUUCUUUCGAUAUUAAGGGAUAAGCGUUAUGUGCUCUAAUAAUUUUUUUUUAUUGGAAUUGAUGUAAAAGUAGAAUGAUUAGGAUACAUAAAUUGUGCUGAUCUUGUCUGA
Messenger RNA from Zingiber officinale, 1824 nucleotides. Its product is annotated as BTB/POZ and MATH domain-containing protein 2-like. NCBI's taxonomy places the organism in Eukaryota, Viridiplantae, Streptophyta, Magnoliopsida, Zingiberales, Zingiberaceae. Gene Ontology annotation, biological process: protein ubiquitination. The transcript is spliced from 4 exons. Bases 146 to 1393 code for a protein of 415 amino acids. The record is from RefSeq and is a predicted model, not a curated record. Gene Ontology annotation, molecular function: protein binding.